CACGGAACGAUAAGCGGCUGAGUGACUACGUUAUAUGACGUCAGCACGCUGACCCAAGGUGGGUGUUUCGCGCCUGCGUAGUCCCGCACUGAGAGAGCGUACAAGCAGACGGACGGAUGCCGGGUGGGCCGGAGCCGCGGGGCCGCCCGAAGCGGGGAGCUCCUGCCGAAGGGGUGGCAAAGGAGGAAGAGGUACCGGCGGGAGGCUCCUCCCGCAGGCGGAAGGCGGAGUGUCCGCGGAGGAGGCGGAGUCGCCGGGAUAUGCCUGGGGAGGAGGAGGAGCUAGAGCACGGGGUCCAAGACAGAUACAUGGAGGAAGAUAUUGUGGCUGAUAAAGCUCCAAAGCGGGAGGUGGAGGAGGAGGAGGAGGAGGAAGUGGUGAUCCAAGAGGUAGAACCCACCAUAAUUAUCCAGGAUCCUCCACUGGAAGUGGCAGAGGCCCUUCCUUUAAUGAGAGAAGGAGUCCUGCGCAGCUCUCGGUCCAGGCCGACCCCAACCCUGCAACUCAUUUGCAAGACUGAACCUGAGCAACACCAACUUGUGUAUGAGAUCAAUGAAGGUCCCUCCUCUUUCACAGGUGGCAUCAGUGAGGAGGAGGAAGAGGAGGAUGUAUUGAUAAGCGAGGAAGAGGUUCCAUAUAAAGAUGACCCUCGGGAUGAAACAUACAGACCCCAGUUAGAAAGUGAGGAUGAGGAAGACGAGUUGAUAAGUGAGGAAGAGAUUCCAUAUAAGGACGACCUCCGAGAUAAAACCUACAGACCCCAACUGGACAGAGAUAACCCUAGGUCUAGGCGGCGUGCAGCUCGUGCUAGAGAGGAGGCAACGCCUGUGGAAGUCAAAAUGGAAGUUAAAGAAGAAGGUCAAGUUGUCCAGGAACAGGAGAUGCCCAGGAAGAGAGGACGCAGGCGCAAGGAUGAUAAGAGUCCAAGACUUCCAAAGAGGCGAAAGAAGCCUCCCAUUCAGUAUGUGCGUUGUGAAAUGGAAGGAUGUGGCACAGUUUUAGCCCAUCCUAGAUACCUACAGCAUCACAUAAAAUAUCAACAUUUAUUAAAGAAGAAGUAUGUAUGUCCACAUCCAUCUUGUGGGAGACUGUUCCGCCUACAGAAGCAACUCCUCCGUCAUGCAAAGCACCACACAGAUCAGCGAGAUUAUAUUUGUGAAUAUUGUGCCCGUGCGUUUAAGAGCUCCCAUAACUUAGCAGUGCAUCGUAUGAUCCAUACCGGAGAGAAACCCUUACAAUGUGAGUUUUGUGGCUUCACCUGCAGACAGAAAGCUUCCCUGAAUUGGCACAUGAAGAAACAUGACGCUGACUCUUUCUAUCAGUUCUCCUGCAGCAUCUGUGGGAAGAAGUUUGAGAAGAAGGACAGUGUUGUGGCUCACAAGGCAAAGAGCCACCCAGAGGUUCUUAUAGCAGAAGCCCUGGCAGCCAACGCUGGAGCCCUUAUUACUUCCCCUGAACUGCUGGUACCCGAAACCCCGGUCCCGGUGGCUCAAGAGGAGCCGGAACCUCAAGCUUUUUAUCCUAGCACUGGCUCCAAGAUUUUAGUGGCUUGUCCCAUCCAGCCAGUUGAAGGACUGGGUGCUACCACUGAGGUUCUUAUUGAGGAUUCGGACUCUGCAGGACCCUAGAGAGGGUGUACAGAUCUCUCUGUACAGCACCAGAACUGUUUCCUCUUUCCUGGCUGGCUGUCUUAUUCCCUGUACUUCCCUAUUGCUGGAAUCCAUGCCUUCUAUGCCAUUCAUGUAAUCUCUGCACAUAACCCUGGGCUCAGUUUUUUUUGCCCUUGGCACCCUUACAAUUUUAUGUUUUACAACUUUUUUUUGUUCAUUCCUACUUACUAUGGUUUGCCAUCUUUUUUCCCGUCUCCCUGUUUCUUCAUGCUUUUUCUUUUGAGUCUAUCCUUGUUCAAUCCUUUUCUUGUCCCUUUCCUCUUUGGUGCUGUGUUCUGCACUCACUGUAUAUAAUAUGUUUAAAGAAUAAAAUUGAGCUGUCUCACA
This is a messenger RNA of Spea bombifrons (plains spadefoot toad), 1997 nucleotides long. It is a transcript of the gene ZFP91, whose product is annotated as ZFP91 zinc finger protein, atypical E3 ubiquitin ligase. Gene Ontology annotation, cellular component: nucleus. The record is from RefSeq and is a predicted model, not a curated record. Gene Ontology annotation, biological process: regulation of transcription by RNA polymerase II. NCBI's taxonomy places the organism in Eukaryota, Metazoa, Chordata, Amphibia, Anura, Pelobatidae. The transcript has 12 exons. Gene Ontology annotation, molecular function: transcription coregulator activity. Bases 117 to 1628 code for a protein of 503 amino acids.